UCCUCUCCUCAUUUACAGCAAACCUUCCGGUCAGUACUCAGUUUUAUUUGUUGCUUCAACAAGCACAUUUAGAAGCCAACUGGAGAAGGCUCGUCAAGAAGCGAGAUGUUCCCUGUGGAAGUGAUUUGUGACGGACUGAAGGAAAAGAAAGUAAGCCGCAGCAGACAUGUUUGCCAUAGCAACCAAAAACUUUGUGAAGGAGGUGGAUGCCGGGGGCUUGCUGAUCCCAGUGUCCAGCCCGAAUGACAACAUGGAGCUUCUGACGGUGGUGGUGAAGAAGAAUCGCCCCUGGUUCUGGCAGAAACCCAAAUAUCUUCCUACUGACUUCACCCUGAAUGACCUGCUGACAGGCGAUUCGCCCAUAACACCAGGUGUGCUCGAUAUAGACUUCAUCAAGUACAGCGGCACAUAUGGUAAAGACAUGCUGGGAGCCGUGGAUGCCAGUUUUGUCAAAGCCAACCUGAAAAUACAGAGCGAAGACUCCUCCAAACUCAAGUUGUCCUUCGGCAGUCUGAAGAAAGAGGAGGUGGACGUCCCGAAACUGAUGCGAGAAUCCAAAGGCAGAGUUCUGGACAUGUCACACUCUCUGAUCCAGCAGACGAAAGAGAAACAGAAAAAUGUGUUUGGCAUUGUGAAGGAGCGCAUCAUGACCACGCAGCCAUGUUCCGUCGUAGAGGACGUGCAGCAGCAAGGACUGCUCGGAGGGACUCUAUGUCCCUGCAUCCCCAAAGCGUCAAAAAUUUUACUGACGGAAAAUGGAAAGUUGAGCAAAGACUCCAAUGUUACAUUGGAGAUUCCUCCGCAAACCACGAUGGCCUACGGCAUCAUAGAGCUGGAGAUCAAAAACGAUGGGCACUUUGAGCUGUGUGUGAUGUCAGGUGGAGGUUUUGAAGUAGACGGCCCUGAUGAGAAGAGGCUGCUGUGUUUCUCAGAACCAACGAAGAAUGCGAUUCAGCAGGAACUGGAGAAACUGAAGGAUCAUUUCCAGCAGCUUUCCACCCUCCCAGCCUCUGCCAGGUCGUCUCUGUUCCAGCACAUCACAGGACUGAUGAAGGAACCGGCAGCCAUUGGCGCACUUCAGAACAUGCUGGACCAGAUGUAUCUGGGUAAGAAACCCAGCCUGGAUGAUGACGGACUAAAGGAAUCUCAGCAGCAGAGCAUCCAAGCAAUUUUUGAGGUGUUGGAGAAAUCUGGUGCAGAGGACUCGACUCAGAGCCCAGUCCUCAUCGCAUUGCAUCUGGUUGUCAGUGCGUUAGAGGAGUUACCAGAUGAUUGUCUUCCUGUUUUAAGUGGUUGCAGUAAUCCUGCAACCCUACAGACUUUGGAGCUACUGGUGCAGUGUGUGUCAGGAACCCGGGAGACGACUCUGAGCAGCACAGCACUGCCAGAUGACGACUAUGAAAGGACUGAACAUAUUUUUGCCUCCUGUAAUGUGUCUCUACGGAGAGACAGCGAUAUUUUACGGGUUGAAAUCAAGCGUGAACCAGGAAAUCAUCCCCUGAUUCUCUGCAUCGCUAUUAAAAGUCUCGCCUCUUUAGCCUGCGGCUGUUGAACCAUAUGAACUGUAUAUUGAUUAAAAGGAAAUCCAAUACAUUAUGUUUUCUUUGGGGAUUUAGUCAGGACAUUUAUAAAUAAGUGCUUGAAACAUAAAUGUGAGGAUGAACAUUGGUCUGAAUAUUUUUUAUUGGCAGAUUUUACAUUGUAUGGGAUUUAGACUUCAUUGAAUUGAAUGUGAUCAAACUUAAACAGGCACCAUCUGAUAAUUAGAAAUGUGUUUUAGCAAAAUUCAUAUUUUAUGUGCUAGUACAACAUAGUUGUAGAACUGUGUUCGACAAUAAGCCUCUUGUGGCUUGAGAUUGUUUUUGCCCUUUUCAAUUUUUUAUAUAAAACUAAAGAAGUCCUUUACAAAUUGAUUUAGGCUUUGAUUGUUGACUGAAUGGUGUUUUCUUUAUAACUUUGUAAUUUUGUGUUUUUAUUAUGUGAAACACUUUGAACUGCCUUUCUGCUGAAAUGUGCUAUACAAAAAAACUUGAUUGUUUUGCUUAAAGCAUCCAAGGCCGUCUUCUACCACAGCUGCUUGUAUUCAUGGGCCUCACUUGCCAAUUUUUAAAAAUGAGAAGUUGUGCAUAAUGAAAUGAUGGUGCUUCCUUAUUGAACAGCAUCUUGCAAAGAUACCCAGUUUUCUGAUUUUGAGUAAAAAGUUUUGUUCAUUUAGGAUUUUCUGUGACAGACCAACAAAUUAGCAAAUAAUUAUCAAAGAUGAUGGGAUAGGUGGUUUACAAAAAAAUCUAAAGUGUGAAUGAUGUUUGUUACCCUGACACUUGAAUACAGGCGUUUUGUGAAAUGGUACAAUCACAAGCUUCUUUGGAUUUCAGUGGGAUUUUAUUAGAUGGAUCGAAACAUUAAAAAAAUUUUGUUAAAUGGAAAGAAAAUGAUGUAUGUUUUUAUUAUUUUGUUUCCACAAAUAAAACUCUUAAGUGCA
This is a messenger RNA of Poeciliopsis prolifica (blackstripe livebearer), 2482 nucleotides long. RefSeq names its product gasdermin Eb (gene gsdmeb). The record is from RefSeq and is a predicted model, not a curated record. The transcript is spliced from 10 exons. The coding region runs from base 167 to 1552 and encodes 461 amino acids. Gene Ontology annotation, biological process: programmed cell death. Gene Ontology annotation, cellular component: cytoplasm. Lineage: Eukaryota; Metazoa; Chordata; Actinopteri; Cyprinodontiformes; Poeciliidae.